Messenger RNA from Paramecium octaurelia, 1887 nucleotides. NCBI's taxonomy places the organism in Eukaryota, Ciliophora, Oligohymenophorea, Peniculida, Parameciidae. The record is from the annotation of a GenBank genome assembly.
AUGCCAAAAAUUGAAAAUACUACAGGAAUGCCUAUACAUUUGAUUAUAGAUGAAUUAAAAAGUGAUGAUAUAAGAAAAAGAAUUCAUUCAGUCAAGCAUUUAGAUUUGAUUGCCAGUACUAUAGGUCCAGAGAGAACGAAAAGUGAAUUAAUCCCUUUCAUAUAAGGUAUGCUCAAAUAUCAUUUAGAAUUGCUCGAUGAUGACGACGAGGUUUUGAUUGAAUUGGUUGAAUCUUUAUCUAAAAAUUUCAUUGAGCUAGUAGGUGGAUAGGCAUAAGUUUUACUACCUACUUUCGAAGCAUUAUGUAGAGUGGAAGAUGCUUCAGUAAGGGAGAAAGUAAUGAAUGCAUUAUAUCGAGGCUGCUAAUCAAUUGAAGAAAUGUUUUACUUUGUUGCCUGAUUAAAAGAAGAUUGAGGAAUUGUCAAUGGGGAUUAUAAAAAGAUUGAAUGAUAGCGAUUAUUAUAUGGCCAAGAACGCAGUUGUGAUAUUGGUGCCAGCUAUUAUUAAUUAAGUCUCUCAGAACAAUUAGAAUGAUUUGAUUAACAUCAUACUAAAAAUUUCAUAAGACCAAAUUCCUUAAGUUAGAAAAUUUUCAUCAAUGUAUUUUUAAGUAUUUUGUUACAUAAUUGCAGGAUUUAGUGAAGCAUUUUCCAAUAGUAAAUGAAACCUUCAUUUAAAAUACAUUGAAUUCAUUCAUUAAAGACGAAUAAGAUUUUAUUAGAAUGUAUAUAGUUGAUGCAUUGAUUGCCUCGAGUAAAACUGCAUUUUUUUAAAAACAAUAAAACUUUGUUCUCAAUAUGUUCAAACAAUUGGCGGAAGAUCAAUCAUGGAGAGUGAGAUAUUAUUUCUGUGAUAAAUUGGCUGAAGUAUACAGGAAUGAAUAAAUAUUAGAUUGGAGAAUCAGUAGGUAAAGACAGUUAUAGAAAAAACUUUUAAAAUUACCAUUUGAAGUUUUUGUAGGAUAGUGAGCCUGAGAUGAAGUCUAUUGCAGCAUUGAAAAUAGAAAAGUUAAGUUCGCUAAUGGAUGCAGAGGAAAUUAUGAAUAAAUUAAUUCCACUUUUGAAAUCAAUUCAAUCAGAUUCAAACUCCUUUGUUAGAAGUAUAAAGUUACUUAUAAUGCACUUAUAGAUUCCUUAGCUUCUUCUGUCUUGUCAUUAUCACCUAUUAUUGGUAAGAAAAAUACAAGUGAAUAAAUUUUGCCAAUCUUCUUAACCUUACUAAAAGAUCAAGAUUCGGAAGUUAGAAUCACUUUAUUCAAAAAAUUAAGUCUUCUCACAAGUGUACUAGGAGUUGAUUCUUUGUCUUAAAGUGUCAUUCCAGCUCUAACAGAAUUAGCUUAAGAUAAGAAUUGGAGAAUUCGAGCAUCUACAAUAGAAGUUCUAAGCUUCUUUGCCAGAGCAAUAGGUCCAGAAUUCUUAUCGGAUAAAGUCCUUAAAUUACUCUUAGAUUGGCUUGGUGAUAAAGUGUACUCUGUGCGAUAAACAGCAAUUCAAUAAACUGCUUAAUUGAUCUAAAUUCUUGGUAUUGCAUGGGCUGAUAGAAAUUUGUUAACUAAAAUUUGGGGAUUUCAAUCUAUACAAAAUUAUCUUCAGAGACUCACAGUGCUAUUUACAAUAACUGUAUUACUAUUGAUUUAUUGUUGUUUAGCAAAUAGCAUCUUCAUUGAACAAUGAUUACAUAUUGAAAACAAUUCUUCCUCUUUUAUAAUAAAUGUCAAAGGAUUCAGUUGCCAAUGUCAGAAGCAAUGUUUGCAAGACAGCUAUCUUAUUAGCAAAAGAGAAAGGGGGAAAUGUUGUAGAGCCAUUGAAAAAAGUUUUAUAAUCUCUUUGUGAUGAUUAAGAUGCAGAGGUUAAAUACUAAGCAAAAAGUGCAUUAGAAUCAUUAUGA